CAAUGACGCAAGCGAGGCCCGUGGGGUGCUUACCUGCGUCUGGCGGUGCAUGUGAGAGGGCUGGUACGGGCGGCCUGUACGUGCAUUGUUCACACGUCACCGUCAGUCUGCCGAGCAUAAGUAUAAAAGGGGCGGCUGUGCCCAGGCAACUUGUCAUUCGCACCCGAGUGUGUCGUGCCUUCACACCCUUCGAACAAGUAUAGAGCGACAUGUUUUGCAAGUUGGUGUUCGCGCUACUAGCAGUGGUCGGAGUUACCUUGGGUCACCCGGAUGUCUACGAACCCGUCUAUAAACCGGAACCUCUGCCGUAUUACUUCAACUACGACGUGCACGACGACUACAAGGGCGCCCACUACGGCAGGAACGAGAAAUCGGACGGAAAAGCUGUCUACGGAUCCUACACCGUCGCGCUCCCCGACGGCCGCAAGCAACAUGUUGAGUACACGGCCGACCACUACAAGGGCUACGUGGCCAAGGUCAGCUACUACGGCAAAGCCAAGCACCCCAAGUACUACGGUCCUCCUAUUACCUUCAAGCCUUCCUACGGAUACCAUUAACUAUCAAAAUGCUGAUCGACUACACGUGGUCAUAGGCUGAUAUUUUUUUGCUAAUCAAAUAGAGAAAUAUAAAUAUAUAUACAUAUUUUCAUAUAUACUAAUAUAAAUAUAUAUAAAAUAUAACAAUUUGUGCUCCGUUAUUGUCCUGCGAUGACUGAACAAACCCCAUUCAUUA
Penaeus vannamei (Pacific white shrimp) is the source of this 732-nucleotide messenger RNA. RefSeq names its product cuticle protein 8. Gene Ontology annotation, cellular component: extracellular matrix. Lineage: Eukaryota; Metazoa; Arthropoda; Malacostraca; Decapoda; Penaeidae. The record is from RefSeq and is a predicted model, not a curated record.